Messenger RNA from Anolis sagrei ordinatus, 2460 nucleotides. RefSeq names its product secernin 1 (gene SCRN1). Lineage: Eukaryota; Metazoa; Chordata; Lepidosauria; Squamata; Anolidae. Gene Ontology annotation, biological process: proteolysis. The record is from RefSeq and is a predicted model, not a curated record. Gene Ontology annotation, molecular function: cysteine-type exopeptidase activity; dipeptidase activity.
GCUCAGAGGCACUCUUCCCUCCCACUACCGCUCAGCUUCGGCAAACCGGCUUACGAAAGGGCCAGGAGGAGAGCUUCCUCUGCGUCCGGCGUCUUCCUACAGCGGCUAGUGGUUAAUUCAGGAGGGGGAGGCUCCUCCCGACUCUCCCCCCCCCCCUCUCCUUUCCUGCUGCCGGGCUGCUCACGUGAGGCGGAGCCCAGCUGGUACCUGGGUGAGAAGGAGAGGCCGCCCCGCCCGACGCUGUCGCUGUGCUUGCCAUCCCUUGGAAGAAGAGGAGGCGGGCCCGGGGRGAGAGAGGGACCCCAGAAGAGCAGCCCAGGAAACAGCCCGCAAGGAUGGCUCUGCCACCCCCAAGUUACUCUUUUGUUGCAUUUCCACCACAUACAAAAGAUGGCCUUGUAAUAGUGGGGAAAAAUUCUGCACGGCCUCGAGAUGAGGUACAGGAAGUCGUCUACUUUGCUGCUGCUACCCAUGAUCCAGGAUGCAAAGUUGAGUGCACAUACAUAGAAAUUGACCAGGUGACCAGAACAAAUGCCAUUGUGUUGAGUAGACCGUCCUGGCUUUGGGGGACAGAAAUGGGAGCCAACGAGCAUGGAGUAUUCAUUGCCAAUGAAGCCAUUGUCACUAAAGAGCCAGCCUUGGAAACAGAAGCUCUCCUAGGAAUGGACCUUGUCAGGCUGGGUCUAGAAAGAGGUGCAACUGCGAAAGAAGCCUUGGAUGUAAUUGUGUCCCUAUUGGAAGAGCAUGGGCAAGGUGGAAAUUAUUAUGAAGAUGGGAAUUCAUGUCAUGCCUUCCAAAGUGCUUAUCUGAUCGUGGAUAGGAAAGAAUCUUGGGUGCUGGAAACUAUUGGGAAAUACUGGGCAGCAGAAAAAAUUACAGAGGGAGUUAAGUGCAUUUGCAACCAGAUUUCCUUAACCACAAAAAUUGAUGCAGAGCAUCCUGAGCUUAGGAAUUAUGCAGAAAGUCAAGGAUGGUGGACCACAGAUACAGAGUUCAACUUUGCUCAGAUUUUUUCUCCAUCUGAUAAGCAUGAAAACUGUUGUUUGGGAAAGAAGAGCUUAGAAAAGCAGGAAGGCAGCAUCACUGUGCAAACAAUUAUUGAUGUCUUGCGUGAUACGUCUGGUGGUAUAUGUGUGGAUUCAGAAUAUUUUCUUACUACAGCAAGCAUGGUAUCCGUAUUACCUCAGAAUCUUAGUUCCCCAUGCAUCCAUUAUUUCACAGGCACACCGGACCCAUCAAGAUCCAUAUUUAAGCCUUUCAUCUUUGUUGACAAUGUGAAAUUUGUACCAAAAAUUCAGUCACCUAGUUUGGGUUGUAGUGAUCCCGCUAAAAAUGUUCCCCGGUUCCAGGAAAAACCAGACCGGAGACAUGAACUGUACAAAGCACAUGAAUGGGCCCGAUCAAUCAUGGAGAAUGAUGAGGAUAAAGGUGAGGAGUUAAGAACAACCAUGUUGAACCUCGAAAGACAAGGACUGGAAGCAAUGGAAAGCCUCAUAAACAGCUCAGAGAGUCUUGAUGCUUCUGAAGUUGAGGACCUUUUCUAUGACUGUGUUGACACAGAAAUUAAGUUCUUCAAGUGAAUGAUUAUAGACACUGUUAACCUUUGCAUAGAAGACCAUGACGUCCUUCAGGCCUUGAAAGAUAAUCUUGCCAUAUUGCCGACUAUGGGAGGAAAUCGUCAUCUUUCUAGAGAGAUGUUCCUCAGUAGCUGUAUCUGGUUAACACAUUCUUUUCCCCCAUCAUGUGUUGUCCUGUGUGUGUUGUCACAAGAGAGCAUUCAGUGAAUGGUUCAGUACUGUAUGCAUGCUGGCUAAUGUAAUGAAGAAUGCUUUGACUCAUUUGGUCAAGAGAAUUUAAAGCAACAAAGAAGCAGAGUGUGAUAUUACAUUUCAAAUUAGGCAAUUCUUCAAGAGAAUUUCUUCUCCAAUGUUUAUUAAAACUGAGCUUGAAAAGAGAAAAGAAAAAAAAUGUACCAGAUGCAUGAAUGUCCACAAAGAAGUGCCGAGUUUUAAAACAGUCCCUUCCUUAUGGUGUAACUUUUAGCAACGGAAUAGCGCCUUAACUUGUUCUAAUUUUAGGCUUACUGAGCUUUGUACAUCUUGAAAAACUAGCAGUUGUCUCACAUGCUUCUCCCGCUCCCACUCCUUUCCAUACAUCAAGCUGUGCAGGUUAUGUUUAUAUAAUCCAUGUUUCCUAAGUGUAUUUUUUGAAAAGCAAAACUAUAACGACUAUAAUUUUUCCCAAGUACUUUGAGAGGGAAAGCGAAAGGAAGGAAAAAUCAAGAAUGAGAUUUUGAAUGCAGGAUCUGUACUGCUGAAGAAAAGCAACAAGCUAGAAAUGAUUGGAAUUUGUGCUGCUUGUUUACACUUUAGAAAAUGCUGAAAUGACACAACACGUUGAAGUAAUGUAAUUUGCAUCUAUGCUAUUUCCACAAACAUUAAUAAAAGACUUUUGGCCACA